AUGGCGAUUGGAACAAUGGAAGUGAAGCUGGUGGGUGCCAAAGGUCUCAAAAGAACUGGAUAUGGCUGUAUGUGUGUAUUUCUUACAGGUAAAAUCGAUCCAUAUGUUUUGCUUCAGUACAGAAAUCAAGAGUGCAAGAGCACCCCUGCAAAAGGAAAAGGCAAUAGCCCAGUAUGGGAUGAGAAGUUUGAGUUCAGGGUCGAUUCUCCAUUGGCAGAUGAUGAUCAACACAAACUCGUGCUCAAAAUCAUGGAUCACAACACCUUCCGUGCACAUGACUAUCUUGGCGAGGCAACGUAA
Molecule: messenger RNA, 300 nt
Organism: Fraxinus pennsylvanica
Lineage: Eukaryota; Viridiplantae; Streptophyta; Magnoliopsida; Lamiales; Oleaceae
Source: the annotation of a GenBank genome assembly